GUGAUUACGUUGUGUGGUUGAAUUUCGCGACUUUUCUGAAGUUUUCCAAGAAUGUCUCGCAACUUUUACGCCAACCAGCUAGAGCGAGAGUUCCGACCGACUCGCCUCGGCAACUGGGAGGUACCGUCGUGGUUGCCUCAGAGACCUCGCGCACGCAAGACCACCACAAAGAUCAUCGUCAACGACCGCGGACAUCUACUGCCUGGUGUACAAAGACCUCCUCAGAACCCUUGGGGAUCCUUCCGCGGCACCUGGCAGCUGCCGAACAAGAUAUCUAGGAAAUUCGCCUCGGAACUUACAAGACCAAGUGGAGCACUUUCAUCCUGGGAGAAACGCUCGGCUCAUGUACCUAUUAUAGAGUCUUCCAAACUACCACCAAGCAGACCAAAGAAGUCGUCAAAUAAGGAUCAAUCGGAGCAUCAGUUAAGGCCACAAGACAGUUUACGACGCCUGAGUCCUCUACCCGUCAAUGAUCGACAACCUUACGACAAGCAUCAUGAACUUGACUACUCGCGCUCUCUGGCUCGCGAAAGGUCUCCAGAGGUCAUCAACACGUCUCAGAAUGUACAGGAUGAUAUUAAUGAGUACACAAAGAAUGUUCACUCGCCGGUAAACAAGGACCAACAUCAUGAUCAUAACGGCUCGAGGAGGGAUUCGUCCCCUCAUGACUCUGGAGUGGAAGUAGACGAGCUGGAUUGUAGAGGUCCUCCUCUAGCCAGUGUCUACUGCAGCGCUGAGCACGCCAAGAACUUGAAACUAGAGAACCAAAAACAUCAGCCACUGCCUGAUACUAUUGAGGACAGCUUGUACAGGUCACUGCAGCUGAAGCAAACAAAGCACCCUGGCAUGGGCCUAAAUGUCCAGCCUCGAGCCGCAGCUGUGGGGGUCAAAGGUUACGGGGCACCAGCUCCAACACAGUGUAGCAAACUUAAAGUGUACAGACCAAAAACUGCUGGCAACAUACACCGGAGGGAGUCUCGCGAUGAGCAGGUCCGUCCAAAAACAUCUCAGCCGAAGCGGAAAGAGCACAUGUCAGAAAUAGAGCUAGCUUUGUGUUGGGACUUUAAACCUGUCCACCCUUCUGAUGAACCGAAGCGCUCGCCACACAUUGAUGGAAGCAACGGAAGUGCUGCACCAGCUGUGUUUGCUCUGGUUCAUCAACCUCCGACACCUCACGAAGAUAUGAGAACCCCAAGACCUUCGACAGGAGACGGUAAAAUGGAGAAGAGACAUUCAGUCGACAGUUUAAAGUCGAUAUCUAGAGAAAGCGCAGACAGGGCGAGAUCUCGACCAAAGACAGCUUGGGGUGAUGAGGUAAAAGCGAAGCAACUACAAGACAAACUAAAGAGACUACAAGAGCGGUCAAAUCCGUCAGCAGUAAUGGAUAUAAUCAACAACAACACAAAAGAAAACAAUAAUCCGAAUAUCGUACUCGGCACAAGGAAAACAUCAUCCGGGUCCGAUCACAUGAGAAGAAAAAGUUUGAGCGGUCAACAAUCUUUGAAAUCAUCAGAUAUCGAUUCGCACAAGAUGUCUAAGCAGAAACACUAUCAAAGUUCACCCAACCUAGCCAACAUCGGAGUACAAACCAACGGUGACGGUAAAAGUAAAAAUAGACUGCUGAACAACCGACCCUGUAUGGCAUGUGAUGCUAAAACUUCUCCCUCCGAAUCAGUCAAAGACGAGAAAAGGUCAAAAUCUGAGUACAAAAUGGCUUUCAAAGCAGGCAAACCGAACAACGGUAGUGGGAACAGUAGCAUGAAUAACAGUCAAGAUUUAAGCAGCACUUCUUCCAGAGCGCAAUCCUCCAAACCUGUUCAUGUUCCGAAGAUGAAACUUCCCUAUGCCAAGAAGAGUUACUCCAUAGGGACUCUGGCACCUCCGUUUUCUCUGUGGCCCGGGACGACGGGCCAAGAUUACCCCGAACACUGGAGACUGGCCUCGGUUUAUCAACAUUCCUUCAAACCUGUCGAACUGCGGAGAAAACCGUUACUUCAGAGUGUGUAUCAGUAGUCAUUGGAUAACUAAGUCCAACAUAGAGGUGUGCAAGCAGCUUGACUUUCAAGCCUAGCCUAGCCUACAAUCUCGAGAGAUUGGGCACCAAGUCAAAAAAUCGAGCUAGAACCAAGCUUUUAUCAUCGUAAUUACGUGUCUGCAAAGAUCGAAGUCAAACAUUUCUCACGUUCACCUCAAUUAUGACGACGAGACUGACUGUGAUCCAGAGAGACGAUGAUGAUCUCUACACAA
This is a messenger RNA of Macrosteles quadrilineatus (aster leafhopper), 2247 nucleotides long. RefSeq lists its product as uncharacterized. Gene Ontology annotation, cellular component: ciliary basal body. Lineage: Eukaryota; Metazoa; Arthropoda; Insecta; Hemiptera; Cicadellidae. Gene Ontology annotation, biological process: cilium organization. The record is from RefSeq and is a predicted model, not a curated record. The transcript has 7 exons. The coding region runs from base 52 to 2013 and encodes 653 amino acids.